This is a messenger RNA of Hylaeus volcanicus, 1720 nucleotides long. RefSeq lists its product as uncharacterized. The record is from RefSeq and is a predicted model, not a curated record. Gene Ontology annotation, molecular function: odorant binding; olfactory receptor activity. Gene Ontology annotation, cellular component: plasma membrane. The coding region runs from base 29 to 1252 and encodes 407 amino acids. The transcript has 9 exons. NCBI's taxonomy places the organism in Eukaryota, Metazoa, Arthropoda, Insecta, Hymenoptera, Colletidae. Gene Ontology annotation, biological process: detection of chemical stimulus involved in sensory perception of smell; sensory perception of smell.
CAGAAGUUCUCCGGCAUGGAACUAGAAGAUGGAAGAGUUUCGAAGACAAUACAGCACCUUCUAUAUCCUCUUGUGCAUCACGGGAUUGUCGCCUUUCAACAAAUCGAUCCUCGCAAAGAUUCAAAGAACAAUUAUCGCCAUCUUCUUAUUCUGCUGUAUCAUAAUGCAGUUCUCGUUGCUAAUUAUGACUGAACUUACAUUGACUAAUAUAUUAAUGACAUUAUCGACCGGCUGUCCCAUGCUGUUGUUCUUUUUCCGAUACGUUGGUUUCAUCUACAGUUUUGCAGUUAUGGGAUUUGUCUAUGAGAACAUAAGUAUUGAUUGCAGUACGCUGAAAAAUCCGUCCGAACUGGAUAUAUUGAUGAGUCAUAUUCAUGCUUCCAGACGUGCAAUCCUUAUCUACUUACGUAAGACGAUUAAUAAUCACAUUAAUUUAGGAGCUUCAAGAAGCAUUGUAGUGGUGUGUUGUUUUGCAAUCUUUCUCAUCGCUGUGGUAUUAUUUUGCCCAUCGAUGCUUAACUUCCUGAUACCCAAGAACGAAACUCAGCCUCACUACUUGAAAGCCGUCGGAUUUUUAAUCGACGACGGAUACAUUACUCCGAUAUCCGUGUACGUCAUAAUAACGUUCACCAUUGGAUUAUUGACAGUAACGGUCACGGAGGCAACGCUCUCUAUUUUCGCAUACUACGUAUGCGGACUGUUUAAAAUUGCUAGUUACCGUAUACAAAAGGUGAUCGAUAACGCAGCCCGGGAGAUGUCGGCUACGAAAUGCAAUGUAUCGUAUCACAGCGGCAUUCGCGAGGCUGUGGCUAUACAUAGAAGAACUAUUAAUAUUAUCGACGUAGGAGUGAACGGGACAACAUUGGCCUACUUAAUAGCUAUUAUCUUGGUUGUCAUAUCGUUUGGAUUAAAUAUGUACCGUUCUUUUCUAGCGAUCGUGGAUGUGAAGGAUCCCUUGGAGAUUGCUGUUGCAAUCAUGAUAGUUUCCGUUCACCUGGUAAUCAUGUUCUUGAAUAACCACAGCGGACAAAAAAUAAUGAACGACAGCGUGAGCGUUUUUAACGAUACAUACAACACCCUAUGGUAUCGUACGCCGGUGGGUAUGCAGAAGAUGCUUUUAAUGAUAAUGGUUAGAAGUUCGAUCGUGUGUGAGUGUAAUCUUUCUGGUUUAUUCGUUCCGUGCUACGAAGGAUUUUCUAUGAUGAUGAGUACGUCCUUCUCAUAUUUCACUCUACUGUAUUCGGUCCAGUAAAGUGUUUAGCAGCAACGAUUAUGGCAUUAGUUAUCGCAAAGUAACGGCACUUACCUACCUUCAACGAUUAUGAGAAGAUGUCACGUGAUGCAGAAUGUGUUGUAAUAACGUUUAACUCCUCUGCAAGUAACGUAUCAGUAACAAUAAGAACGUACGCUAUUACGUAAGAUUACCAAUUGUCUAAUUAUUUGUAAUUUAACAUUAAGAGCUCAUAUGUACGACGUGGAUUAUGUAAAGAGUCCGUGUCGAGUCAUGGGUAAGCAUGCGCACAUGUAAAUAUCAGUCCAAUUGUAAAUAAUUCAACGCAAGUGGAAAAACCAUUGUGGAUGACGUCGAAAUGAUUAAUUAGAUAAUAAGACUCCCCAUUCGUUGGUUUCGAAAAUAUAAUCCCGGGUCACGGAUAUCGAAUCACUUUUGAUUAUCCGAGGCCUCUUCAUUAUUACUUUAUAAAAUAAAUAGCACCUCUUC